CACAGGCUUCUGUAUUUGACAUUGCCCAACAUGCCGAGUGGACUCUCUGACGAGGCACGCUAUGUCUACAUGGCAUCGUUAAUUGACUUCAAUGCCACUGCCAUGGUUAGGUCUGCUGGUGCCUUGAUAAACUAUCUUAGUCAAUGCAAGCUUGACUGCCUCCAAAGCUCACAGGACAGCAAUCUGAUUCGAGGCAUUGUGACAUGCAGCUUGAAGGAUCGCAUUCGCAUCAGCCAAAUGACUCUAGGCUGCCUGCAGAUCUUCAAGGAAGAGUGGCACCCUUCUGUCUACAAAUUCGGCAUUGCUGGCAAGGAGGGGCUCUCCUUGUUUGGUCAGUUCAAUCGCUGCAGGUCGAAGGUAGGAUCAAGGGAGCUGAGAAAGCUUUUCUGCCGACCCACGCGAGAUCUAAGUGUCCUCCAGUCACGGCAGGCCACUGUCGCCUUUUUCAACAUUCCAAACAACCAGCCCGUUGUCAACAGCUUGCGAGAAUGCUUGGGAAACGUCAGAGAUGUGUCGGGGAUUCUCAUGCGGAUGAGCAAAGCUGCUGCCACCGUGAACGAAUGGAAGACGUUCUACAAGACCUUUGUAAAUGUGGUUUCCAUAAUCGGCAUUUGCCACUCCAGCAUUUCGCCGGAGUGCAACAUCGACAUCCUCGUGAAGCUUGACUUUGAGGAAUCGCAGGCGACAGAAAGGUUUGUCGUCAACAGGGGCAUUGACAGCACGCUUGACGAAAAGAAGCGUGUUUACAAUGGUCUUCCUGACUUGCUGACCCGCAUUGCUUAUGGAGAGCUGGAGAAAUUGGACCCUGAUAUCACUGAUUGCCAAGUCGUUUACCUGCCUCAGAUUGGCUAUCUGCUCACUAUCGCCGAAGACGCACCAGGAACUGAUGAGCCAAGUCUCCAAUUCAUGUUCUCCUGUGACAACAAAAGUUAUUUUAAGACGGGAACUAUGAAGAGUGAAGAUUGUUUCUUGUGUGCGUGACCUAUAGUGUUGGUGAUUUCUUAUUUUGCAGCCCUGGAUAGUCUCUUGGGUGACACUCUGUAUGAGAUAAUUGAUCGGGAAACUGAGAUCAUGCACAAAGUUCAGAACAUGAUCCUCGAAGUGGCAGAGGCAUUCCUGGAAGCUGUCUCAGCCUGUGGUGAACUUGAUGCAUUGCUUUGCCUUGCCCUUGUGGCACGCGAGCAAAAUUAUGUCCGGCCCGUCCUCAACAGUGGAACUGCCAUUGUCAUCAAUAAUGGAAGACAUCCUCUGGUAGAGAGUGCAGGAAGCAGCUUCGUGCCAAAUGCAUUCUUCAGCGGUGGGCCUCACUCCAAGAUCAAAAUCAUCACCGGCCCCAACAACUGUGGGAAAAGCAUCUACCUCAAGCAGGUUGCUUUAAUAGUUUACAUGGCCCACAUCGGAAGCUUCGUGCCAGCCGAGUCUGCACAGAUUGGAGCCGUGGAUGCUAUUCUGACUUGCAUGUACUCAGAGGAGUCGCUGCUGCAUGGGCUUUCAUCCUUUGGGAUGCAGCUCAAUCAGAUGUCCCACAUCUUCCAAGAAAAAAGUGGGAAGUCACUUGUCAUAAUGGAUGAAUUCGGCAAGGGCACGAAAGUGGCCAACGGCAUUGGUCUUGUGGUUGGCACAAUCGAGAGCUUCAUUAGCAACUCAGCUGCUUGUCCCCACACUCUGCUGGCAACUCACUUUCACACGGUGCACGACCACCUCCCAGCCACACCACAUGUCACAUAUCUGACAUUCGAAACCCUCCGUCAUGAAGGUGAACUCGUAUACCUGUAUCAGCUGAAGGAAGGCCGUGCUUCCAGCAGCUAUGCCAGCCUGGUCGGCCAAGCAGCGGGCCUCUCAACAGACAUUGUUGGACGACAGCAGCAGAUCAUGCACGCCUUCAGUUCGAAGAGGAAGCUGCAGCCGCAGCCAAUGACUCGGAAGGAGCCCGUGUGGAACAAGGCAUUGCCUCUGGUGCAGAUGCUCCUGGAGGCCGACCUCUCCACUCAGGAGGGAGCCGAAGAACUCCUCAGGAAUAUGCCUGCAGCCCUCAAGUGACGUGAAGUUCAACGGAACCCGCAUAUACGUUUAGAAACUUGUCUCCGUAGCCUCUGACAGGAUGCAGAGUCUCUUCACGUUUGCUUACAAUAGCAGCUGCGCAAAGUAUUUUUGUUUGUUAUGUAGUUUCGGGACACAUGCUCGUAAGUGCUUUAAGGGUUUCUGAAUUGAAAUACUGGACUGCCUCACCUUCUGUAACAUACUACUUCUGGCAAUAAUCCUUCAAUAAACUAUUGGAAGAA
This is a messenger RNA of Rhipicephalus microplus (southern cattle tick), 2282 nucleotides long. Its product is annotated as mutS protein homolog 5-like. The record is from RefSeq and is a predicted model, not a curated record. Gene Ontology annotation, cellular component: nucleus. Gene Ontology annotation, biological process: chiasma assembly; mismatch repair. Gene Ontology annotation, molecular function: mismatched DNA binding; ATP-dependent DNA damage sensor activity; ATP binding. NCBI's taxonomy places the organism in Eukaryota, Metazoa, Arthropoda, Arachnida, Ixodida, Ixodidae.